GGAGGGAAUAGGAUUGAUAGUAACUCUACGAAAUGAAAGUUGAUAUACCUUGACCUUGAGCUGAGGCCCACCUAUGGUAUGAAACAAAAACCUUGGACCUGAGCUGAGGCCCUUCUAUGAUGUGAAACAAAACCUUGGACUUGAGCUGAUGCCCUCAUAUGGUAUGAAACAAAACCUCUGAUCGACUUCUGGUCAACGUUUGAUGGACUUCUGGUCGACUUCUCGUCAACUUCUGGUGGACUUUUGGUCAACUCCUGGUCCACUUCAGUUCAAAUUAUGGUCUAUUUCUGGUCAACUUCUGGUCGACUUCUGGUCAAAUUAUGGUCGACUUCUAUUCAACGUUUGGUCAACUUCUAUUCAACGUUUGGUCAACUUCUGGUCAACUUCUGGUCGACUUCUAUUCGAAUUCCGGGCCACUUCUGAUCAACUUCUUGUCGACUUCAGGUCGACUGCUCUUAGACUUCUGGUUGACCUUUGGUCGACUUUUGGUCGACUUGUGGUUGAAUUCUGUUCGAUUCUGGUCGACUUCUGGUCGACUUCUGGGCUACAAUAUCAGAAACAUUAUAAAAGUAAUAAAGACAGUUCAAAAAAGUAUGAUCAACAUAUUUUCAUAACUCUUUCCCCAUAUACGCCUCGACCCUCUCUCACAUUACAUCCAUACUAUCUCUCACAUUACAUCCAUACUAUCUCUCACAUUACAUCCAUACUAUCUCUCACAUUACAUC
Molecule: messenger RNA, 725 nt
Organism: Lymnaea stagnalis (great pond snail)
Lineage: Eukaryota; Metazoa; Mollusca; Gastropoda; Lymnaeidae
Source: the annotation of a GenBank genome assembly